CAGGCAAAAAGCGGAAUCUCUAACAGUGGUUUGUUUUAUUUUCAUCAGAUUUAUUGCGACAUGUCAGCAAACGCUGGUGGAUGGACUCUCACUGCUCGGUUUUCAAACGCUGACACAAAAAACUGGAUGAGAGAUGAUGCUUACUGGUGGUAUGACAUCCAGACUUCACAGGGGUCCCCUACAAACACGUCAAGUAACUAUGACAUGAUAUCUGAAGCAUUUUGGAGAGUUAAAGGAAGUGAGAUUAAAAUCACACGCAGCGAUGAUAGCUCAAACACUGCUCUCCUUCGUACGUAUACUAACUGCCUAAGUGGAAACACUCUCAGGGCAUUCUUGUCCAGUUAUGGCAAGUUCAGUUAUCGUAACACUUGGUCUAACGAUAAAUGCCUUGGAAGUUGUCCGGUGUAUUAUGGAGGCUCGUAUAGCUCUACAGCUGGCUUCAAAGAAGCACACUGUAGCGGCGAUAUUCAGAGCAGCAGCCGCAUUGGUUUCUGGUGUCAAUGGAGCACCGGUGAUGGUUCGGUGAUGAUGAUUGGAGGAGGAGGAAGCGGAUGUAGCCGAGCAGAUCAUGGUAUCGGUAUCACCGAGAAUGACUAUGGAGGGUUUGAAGGAUGGACUGAUUCAGGAGAAAGUGAUUUUGGAAAUUACGCCCCUGAUUCCACUUCUUCUUACUCCUUGAAUUUGUGGAUUUGUUAAAAAUAGGAACACAGCGAAGUGUUUCUCUCUCUAAAUAGAUCCCAUGUGUCAGACAUUUAUACAAUCAAUAAGCCAAGCAAUGUUCUAAAAGUGAUUUCACAGUUUUUGAUUGCCUAUUAAAUGACGUCAGUUUUUUUUUUUCUCAAAAGUUUGCAGUUGCAAUUUUUCAGCGGCCCACGGAUUUUUACAUCGGAUCGAAUUUUCCGUCUAGACCAUUUUCAUCUGGUUAUCAGUACUGAAGCAUAAGAGAGAACUUUACUACGAGAAUUUAUAAGUUAGGCCUGAAGUAAUUGGUUAAAUUAGGCCAUUUUUGUAUUUUCGGU
Messenger RNA from Orbicella faveolata, 1019 nucleotides. RefSeq lists its product as uncharacterized. Gene Ontology annotation, molecular function: protein binding; calcium ion binding. The record is from RefSeq and is a predicted model, not a curated record. NCBI's taxonomy places the organism in Eukaryota, Metazoa, Cnidaria, Anthozoa, Scleractinia, Merulinidae.